Messenger RNA from Hibiscus syriacus, 882 nucleotides. RefSeq names its product tubulin beta chain-like. The transcript is spliced from 3 exons. Gene Ontology annotation, cellular component: cytoplasm; microtubule. NCBI's taxonomy places the organism in Eukaryota, Viridiplantae, Streptophyta, Magnoliopsida, Malvales, Malvaceae. The coding region runs from base 313 to 681 and encodes 122 amino acids. The record is from RefSeq and is a predicted model, not a curated record. Gene Ontology annotation, molecular function: structural constituent of cytoskeleton; GTP binding; GTPase activity. Gene Ontology annotation, biological process: mitotic cell cycle; microtubule cytoskeleton organization.
CCUUAACAAACUCUCCUAAAGGAAGCGCACUUCACCCUUGUCAAACUGUCCUGCUCAUGACUCGUGACAGACAAUCCUUCAAAAUACGAUGUUCAUUCUCAGCCCUAUAUUAUUAGCAUUUCCCUCCGCUUUUCCAUCGCCAAAACAAAUAAAAAGAAACCUCUAAAAUCUCUUUGUUUCCAUUUCCAUUUUUUCAGCCAAACACAAACCAUGAGAGAAAUCCUUCACGUUCAAGGAGGCCAAUGCGGGAACCAAAUCGGCGCCAAUUUUUGGGAAGUCAUCUGAGGCGAGCAUGACGUGGAUCCUACGGGAAUGUACCAAGGACAAGGAGAUGGAACCUCUGAUCUUCAACUGGAGCGAAUCAAUGUGUAUUACAAUGAGGAUUCCGGUGGAAGGUACGUUCCUCGUGCGGUUCUCAUGGAUCUUGAACCCGGUUCCAUGUAUAGUAUCAGAUCCAGUCCUUAUGGCCAGAUCUUUAGGCCUGAUAAUUUCGUGUUUGGACAAUCCGGUGCCGGCAACAACUGGGCCAAGGGUCAUUACACUGAAGGAGCUGAGUUGAUUGAUUCCGUUCUUGAUGUUGUUCGUAAAGAGGCUGAGUAUUGUGAUUGCUUGCAAGGGUUCCAGAUAUGCCAUUCACUAGGAGGAGGAACAGGCUCUGGGAUGGGAACUCUCUUGAUAUAAAAAAUCAGAGAGGAAUAUCCGGACAGGAUGAUGAUGACAUUCUCUGUUUUCCCUUCACCUAAAGUCUCCGACACUGGUGGAGCCUUAUAAUGCAACACUCUCUGUGCACCAGUUGGUAGAGAAUGCAGAUGAAUGCAUGGUCCUUGACAAUGAAGCACUUUAUGAUAUUUGCUUCCGGACUCUGAAGGUCACUACUCCAAG